This is a messenger RNA of Carya illinoinensis, 672 nucleotides long. Its product is annotated as 26S proteasome non-ATPase regulatory subunit 2 homolog A-like. The transcript is spliced from 7 exons. NCBI's taxonomy places the organism in Eukaryota, Viridiplantae, Streptophyta, Magnoliopsida, Fagales, Juglandaceae. The record is from RefSeq and is a predicted model, not a curated record. Gene Ontology annotation, cellular component: nucleus; proteasome storage granule; proteasome regulatory particle, base subcomplex. The coding region runs from base 1 to 657 and encodes 218 amino acids. Gene Ontology annotation, biological process: proteasome-mediated ubiquitin-dependent protein catabolic process.
AUGGUUCAAUUGCAAGAUGCACAGAAAGGUGCUGAAGUUACUUCUGAAUCAACUGAGAGGGAGCUUGAACUUGAAGCUCAACUUGUUGAGGCCAGGAGCAUACUCCAAGAGCAGGGUAUUACAUUUGAGCUAGACGAUGAGAUGGCUGCAGAUGAUGAUGAUCGGGAGGUGUUACAGGAUAUAAUAAACAACACCUCCGUUAAGCGAAGGGAACCUAAAUCUCCUAAAGAUAUCUAUAAGGCACACUUGCUUGAAGGCCGUGCUAGUGCUGGUGCAAGUGUUGACUCGGCUAGACAGAACCUUGCUGCCACCUUUGUUAAUGCUUUUGUAAAUGCUGGCUUUGGUCAGGAUAAGUUAAUGACAGUCCCAUCAGACAGUUCUAGUGGUGGCUCUUCUGCCAACUGGCUUUUCAAAAAUAAGGAACAUGGAAAGACUAGUGCUGCAGCAAGUCUUAGUAUGAUUUUACUGUGGGAUGUUGACGCUGGACUUGCCCAAAUUGACAAGUACUUCCACCUAAGUGACAACCAUGUUAUUUCUGGUGCAUUAUUAGGAGUUGGGAUUGUGAACUGUGGCAUCAAGAAUGAUUGUGAUCCUGCUCUGGCACUUCUAGGUGAUUACGUAGAUAAGACUAUCCUAGAAAUUUUAGCAGUACUUUAAAAUGUAUCAAGCUAC